Molecule: messenger RNA, 7559 nt
Organism: Bufo gargarizans (Asiatic toad)
Lineage: Eukaryota; Metazoa; Chordata; Amphibia; Anura; Bufonidae
Gene: ARHGEF17
Product: Rho guanine nucleotide exchange factor 17
Exons: 21
Coding region: 1-3054 (1017 amino acids)
Biological process (GO): actin cytoskeleton organization
Molecular function (GO): guanyl-nucleotide exchange factor activity; protein binding
Source: RefSeq, a predicted model, not a curated record
AUGCUGCAGAUGGUGAGGACGCUCGCCCAGUUCACCAUCGCGCUGGAGGACAUGAGAGAGAUGGGAGACAGCGCCGAAGCGUCGCCAGGGGACAGUGCGGAGGAGAUGCAGGAGAAGGAUUCAGCCGGUGGCGAUGGGACUGCGCACAUCACCGAGGAUAUGAGAAAACAUGUCUUUCUGACCCUCCAGGACACGGAGCAGUCAUACGUGGAGUCGCUGCGCACACUCAUGGAGGGUUACAUGAAACCACUGAAGCAUCCGGAGAACUCCAUCCUCUGUGACCCGUCUCUGGUGGAUGAGAUCUUUGACCAGAUCCCAGAGCUGUUGGAGCACCAUGAGCAGUUCCUGGAGCAGGUCAACCACUGUGUGCAGAACUGGCCGGACAUCCAGACUGUGGGGGACAUGCUGGGCGAGUCGUUUUCAAAAGAAAUCCUGGUCAGCAUCUACUCGGCCUACAUCGAUAAUUUUCUCAAUGCCAAGGAUGCAGUCCGGAUAGCAAAGGAAGCUCGUCCAGCUUUCAUCAAGUUCCUGGAGCAAUGCACUCGUGAGAACAAGGAGAAGCAGGCGCUGUCAGACCUCAUGAUUAAACCCGUCCAGAGGAUACCACGUUACGAGCUUAUCGUCAAGGAUCUGUUGAAGCACACUCCUGAGGACCACCCAGACCACAUGUGCCUUCUGGUUGCCCAGAGAAACAUCAAGCAGCUGGCAGAGAGGAUAAACAAGGGGAUGAGGAGCGCGGAGGAGGCCGAGAGAGACACCCGCAUCCUGCAGGAGAUAGAGUCUCACAUCGAGGGCAUGGAGGACCUUCAAGUUCCUUUCCGGAGAUUUGUGCGGCAAGAGAUAGUGGUGGAAGUGAAAGCUGUUGGGGGCAAGAAGGACCGAUCGCUCUUCCUGUUCACAGACCUUCUCCUCUGCACCACCCUGAAAAGAAAAUCAGGAUCCCUGCGGCGCAGCUCCAUGAACCUGUACACCGCAGCCAGUGUGAUUGACAUCUCCAGCAAGUAUAAACUGCUCUGGAAACUGCCCCUGGAGGAUGUGGACGUAGUAAAAGGAACAUCGCAGACCUCCAACAGGGACAGCAUCCAGAAAGCCAUCAGCCGGCUGGACGAAGACCUCAGCACCAUGGGGCAAAUCAGCAAACUCUCCGAGACCCUCAGCUUUCCACACCAGACUCUUGACGAUGUCAUCAAAGACAUGAUGGCGUCCGUCCAUCGAGAACUGGCCGAGAAGCAGUCCCUCUCCUUCUCCAUGUCGUUCCCGCCAAAUAAAGUGGAGCUGACCACCACCAAAGCGGACGGCACCGAAAGCUAUAUGUUUGAGUUCAGCAACCCGGACGCCAGGCUCCAUUUUGAGCAAGCCUUCGAGGAAGCCAAGAAGAAGCUGGCCACAAGCAAGAAUCGCUUGGAUCCAGAGUUUCUGAAGGCCAUUCCUAUCAUGAAGACCCGCAGUGGCAUGCAGUUCUCAUGUGCCUCUCCCAGUCAGAGCAGUCCUGACAACAUGUAUGAGGUCUGGGUGUGUAACAGCGAUGGUUACGUGGGGCAGGUCUGUCUGCUGAGCAUCAGGAACGAGCCCACGGUGGAGGCAUGCAUCGCUGUCUGCUCUGCCCGCAUCCUCUGCAUCGCCUCGGUGCCUGGACUGAAGAAGAAUUACAGCAGAGAGAGACCACCAGCCCUGAUGAAUCGCCCAUCGGAGCAGCAUCUGGAUGAGCCUCCAUCCCAGCAGUGCCUCCAUAUCUCCAUCUCCGGAUCCUCCCUGGAGCUCUCAGAACACACAGAUAGUGCCAGCCGGGACUUGGUGCCCUUUGACAGUGACGAUACAGACGAUGAAUCCUCUCCCAGCCCCUCCGGAACCCUCCAGAGCCAAGCCAGCCGCUCUACCAUCAUUUCCAGUUUUACGAAUGAAGAGAUGACAAGUGUCAAGGACACAAUGGCUGAGACCACCAGCUCUGAAGAAGAACAGGAGCCUGGGUUCCUGCCCAUCCCCAGCAACUUCAACCAGAAUCUGGACAGCGAGAGUCCCACUGAUGGGCCAGCAGUGAGGAGAUCCAGCCGAGGAUCCUUUACAAGGGGCAGCUUAGAUGACCUUCUGAGUAUUGACCCCGAGGCUUACCAGAGCUCCAUGUGGCUGGGGACCGAGGACGGCUGCAUCCACGUCUACCAAUCUUCAGACAACAUCCGGAAUCGUAAGAACAGCAUGAAGAUGCAGCAUGCGGCCUCAGUCAUGUGUAUCCUGUAUCUGGAUAAUCAGGUGUUUGUGUCCAUAGCAAAUGGAGAUCUCAUUGUGUACCAGAGAGAAGCAGGGAGUUUUUGGGACCCUCAGAAUUCAAAAACUCUGACCCUCGGUUCACCUGGAAGCCCAAUCACUAAGAUGGUGUCCAUCCUUGGGAAGCUGUGGUGCGGCUGUCAGAACAGGGUCAUCAUCUUGAACACAUCGUCCCUUCUUCAGGAGCACACAUUCCAUAUUGGACAGGAUCAGAACCGCUGUGUCACGUGUAUGGUCACAAGUAACGUGGGGAUGUGGAUCGCUCUGCAGGGAAGCGCCCAGGUUCGCCUUUAUCACGCCACAACCUUUGAGCAGUUGGCGGAAGUGGACAUUGCUCCGCCCGUGCACAAGAUGCUAGCAGGCUCCGAUGCCAUCAUCCGCCAGCACAAGUCGGCAUGUCUGAGGAUCACGGCUCUUCUGGCUUGCAAAGAUCUUUUGUGGAUUGGGACCAGUGCCGGGGUGGUUCUCACCCUGACCAUCACCUCCAGCACCAGCUCUUUGAAGGGCCCCAUCAGCCCAGUUGGACUCUCUCAAGGACACACAGGCCAUGUCCGGUUCCUCACAUCGGUGGAGUUACCUGAUGGAUUUGACGUGCACUUUCCUCUGCCUGGAGACCAAGGCAACGAACAAACAUGCGACACAGAAAAGAGAGACCCCACCCGACACCGACCAAAAUCCAAACUCCUGGUCAUCAGCGGAGGAGACGGCUAUGAGGACUUCAGGCUCACCAACAGCAGCGAGACUGUGGGCAGGGAUGACAGCACCAACCACUUGCUGCUCUGGAGGGUGUGAUGACCCCACCACACAGCACUCUUCUGAUCUCGCUGCUGCCCAUUACUCCGUCUUUGGCUUGUCUUUUGACGUAUUCCAUUCUCACACCUCCAUUGCCCCAUCCAACAUCUCCAUGACGCAGGGUUCCAGGAGCCAACUCCAGAGAGGUUUAUGAUGAGCGCCAGGGGCCCUCAAGUCCAAAGAGUCAAUGAACAAAGCGUGGAAGUUUCGGGUGGUACGACAGAGUACAACUGCCAAAGUGUCCAUGGUGAUGGCCAUACUGGUACUCUAACGUGCCUACAGCUGAAUCCUCAAGAUGGUGGGAACAUGUCGUCGGUGGGUUCUCACCGGCCCUCGGCACCUUCUAAGUCUGCAAAAAGGUAUUAACCACUGGUGAGUGAGCAGCGACUCUGGCGACACGUCCUACUGCUGUCCGUCAGUGCUUUGUCCGCAUUUUCCUACAGACAUUAUAGCAGUCGGCGGGUCCACCUUCGGUCAGGCCCAACAAGACCGAGCGUCCGGAGGGUCUGACUGCUCACUCCGAUUCUGUGGCUACAAAUAAACUGUGUAUAAGUGUUGCCGGCCCGGUUGGCCGCCAUUUUUUUUAAAUGUUCUUAUUUAUUGUCAAGUGAAAAACUUGUGUCCUGAAAAUUUUAAUAUUUUUUAGUGAGGUGAAACGGAUGGCGAUCUCUGCGUCUUGUGGUGAUAGAGACUCAAGAGACACUACUGACCUUGGGUUUAGAAAGACCAAAUUCAACCCGUUAGGAGCAACCAGUGACUCUGUGGGCGCGCUGAGAUUUGUAGUCCCCAUGCGGAUGAGGAGCUUACCCGUUGCUCUCGACUUGAUUCCAUCCGCUGAGACUCUCCAUGUCUAGAAGCUUUAAAGAGGGUCUGUUCUGGCAUGUCUGACUCGUGAGAUAACAAUCCCACCACAACACUGGGUUGGGUCAUCCCUCGGUUAUUCCUCCUGCAAAAAAAAUAAAAAAUGGUUGAGGAUGUGUCCCUGCACAGUCUGUCGCUGUCGGUGCCGAUCUGUGUAGAUUCACACAAGGUGGGUGGCAAUGUCAAAUGUAUCUCCAGGAGGAAUAACAGAGGAAUAGCAAACAAAAAAACUUAAGCAGACCAGACAGAGAAGAUCAGACCGAAUUUUAUUUUUUUAAUUUUUAUCUUUUAACAUGGCUGCUGCGUCUUUAACACGUACAGUAUAUGAUCGAUUGGAUGGCGUUAAACAUUGUGCCUUGUGUAAGUAUAGAGGAGAUACAGAGGAUAUUGUGAAUGUACAGAAUUUCCGCGGUGAUGACAUCACAGCCUCGGCAGAUACAGGGUAUUAAAAACAUAACAUGUAUUCUUGACCGACAGGGGGUUCAGAAUCCCCGGCGGCAUGGGAAGGUGUCGUCUGAUUGGACCAGAGUCUAUGCUACACAAUGAGUUGUCACAUAUUCAGCGUAUGCCUCUUCAUUUUACUUCUGCUUGGAGGCUUAUGACAUCACACAGAGACCAUUCCCCAACAUGUGAUUAACUUCUAAACAGAUAUGGGCGACAUCCCCUUUAAAAAAUAUAUAUUUUAUUUUAUUUUUUAUUUUUUAAUUGUUUUCUGUAUUAGCUUGUGCUCAGAGUGCAUUAACUGAACUUGACACUAGGUGGCGGUGCUGCUCUUCUUGUAAUCACCAGUCCAAAGUAUUGUCAUUUUGAUGCCGCAUGCACCAAUUCAAUUUUUUUAUUAAUGCUCUCUUGAACCGGGGUGUAUAGAGGAGAGGCGUAGCCUGCAGGGAGAUUAGAAUAUACACGGGUGAAAUGUCCGUUGUAGUUGAGGCUUGGAAUGGAUGGGGCCGGGCCCUCCUCUUGAGUGUUUACUCUACAUCAGAUUUUAUUUUAUUUUUUUCACCAUUGGACUCUUAUGGAUGGACGUCCAAUAGUUUAGAGAGUCCGGGCGCUGCAAUUUCUACUGCUGAAAUAAGAGGAAAAUCGAAAAAAGAAUGAAUUUUCGGAAGUAAAAAAACAUCUUUAUGUACAAAAUCCUCGAAACUCCGAGCUCCGUGUAAUAUCACAUUUUAUAGAAUCGGAGAAAUAUAUAUUUUAUUGCAUUAAAGUGUCUCCUCUGAGGAUGAUUUUAUCAUUUAUACCUAGGUCUAAUCCUCCGAGAAUGCUGAGUAACUUUGUACUUACCUUGCAUUAAAUAUUUUAUACUCCAGUCACAGCCAAAGCUGCAUUCACAAUUCUGCAGCCUUCCUGUUCGCUCUCGGGCUGUGCAGAACACUUGAAGUUCCUGCAGCGAGAGCACUAACAGGAGACCUGUUGAACUGUGAAUGCAGCUUUGGGUGUGACUGGAGUAGAAGGCAGGACGUAGCUGAAGAUCAGGGGAAGAGAAGUGUUUGUAUAUAAGUCUUGUAUGUGUAAAGUUACUCACCUUGUCUCUGGAUUGUAUCUGGACAAGCGAGGAGUCCUGCCCUUUUUGGGGAGGGUGUCUGCCCCUACAUAACGCCCUGUGCACGCUAUUCCAGGAUGCGCGGUGUGUAUAUAUGUAUCUAUAUUCCCUUUUCAUGGCACUUCCAUGACACGUUCACUGUUACAUUGUAUCAUAUAAAUAAAAUGGACCCUUUAUUAUACGAACCGACCACGGCCUCCUGUAUCAAUACGCUACGCGGGCGAAAACCGCGACUGAGGCGGUACUCUGCGCCAUAAGGCUGCGCACCAUAUACUCUGGAGAGGUGGUCACACAUGGGGGGGUCUCCACUGAAAUCAAUGAGAGUGAUCACAGCUGCUGGACCCCAGCUGAUAAAUCUGGGGCUGGCCUUUUAAAUUGUAUAGAUUUAAAAUUUAUAUAGAUCCCUCCACAGACAUUUUUGGAUACUACAAGGAAUCUUUUACAUUACAGGGUCAGGCUACAUCUAGCAGUGAGUAAAUACGUCUGUUGGCGCAGAUUGUUUUAUGCUCCAGUCACAUCCAAAGCUGCAUUCCCAUUCUCUCUCAUGCUGCAGGACUUGGCACUUCCUGAUUCUGGAAAGUGACCGCAUGGGAAGCUCUCCCAUCGGCUGCUGCCUUCUCUCCAGCAAAAAUGGGGGGACCAUCCCUUAGUUCCCAGGACUGGAGGUUGUGGGAAGUGACUGGACUACUGACAAUCAAAGCUGCUACAGGGCCCAGCAGUAGAGGGGCCCGUAUCCACUCUCAUAUGAGAAAAAAUAGAAAGGUGACCUGGCUAGGAUGCAGGCAGAGUACAGGUACAGCGUAUAUGUUCUGUUAAGAUAUACCUGAUUUGACCACAAGAGGGAGACAGAGAGGAACAAUAAGUUACUUGGGGUUAUGGGGGACGGAUGAAGGGUCAAUUGCAAGGAGAACAUAGAGAAGAGACGGAGCACGGAAAAGUUACUGCUAGGUGGAUUGACAAUUUCAGAUAGUUGAGGGAUGUGACAAUCAUGCAAGGAUCCAUUCCUAAUGGGGCUAAUCAUUUAAAGGAACAUUCAUUUUAUAAAUGCAUCUGGUAUAUAAAUGUGAUUAAAAAGAGAGACCUAAGAAUGUGUAGAUUGUGAGGCCCUUUUCCUAUUCCAGCCUAUAACCAGCCAGACAUGUAUGUAUUACAGCUAAUCGGUGAGAAAACAAAAAAGCGUCAUGUACUCUCUGCAGCAUAGGCCAGAAGAAAAAUCCUAGUUCUGCCCCUCAGUAAAUAUAAGAAAUAUCUAGUUCUGGGCACGAAGGAGGGGUGACCACGAACUUGGCCACCAUUACAGCCCCUACACGCGUUUGUCAUGCACUCUCUGCAGCAUAGGCCAGCCAGUAGAGGAAAAAUCCCAUUGCUGCACCUCGUGACUCUGAUAUCAUCAGUGAAUAAAAUAAUACUGGGGUGACCACCAAUAUGGCCAACAUUACAGCUCCCACAAGAGGUUGUCAGCCAGCUUUCCACAGACCACGAACAGCCCUUCUACCUGAUAACGCAGUGAUGCAUCCCUACUACUAAUGCCGAAUAGGCAGGUUUGUCAGUAGUGGCGGCCAUAUUGGUUGUCACUCAGUUUUUCAAGGACUUAUAUAUAUUUUUUAUGAAUGUGAUACAGAUUUAUAAUUAAAGCUGCCGAUUGCGUCCAUUUUACCGCAGGCGUAACCACGUGUCCUAUGGCGCCCACCAGAUAAUGAAGUUCCCAGUACAACUCUGCCAGUGCUGCUAUGUCUUGCACUGUAAUAAGUCCCCUCCAGCACUUACGGGGUUACAGAACGUCAUUUUUUUUGGGAGGGAGUAAGACUAUGGACCUUGAGUAUUGUACAUAGGAGCAGACAGUAAGUUGCCUUUCCUGUAAAUAAUAUUCUGAGUGUCUGAUUGUCCAAAUCAUUUUGAUGGCAUAUUUUUAUAUAUAUAUAAAUAUAAAAUGUCGGAAGCCUCCCACCCUCACAUAGAAGUUGUAACCACUCCGGCGCCUUCGGGGGAUGGGUAAUGUCCUCUUGGUGUAUUGUGUGAGUCGCUAUGACUGCCUUAUUAUAUUGUCUUAUUUUGUCACUGUGGAUUCUUUGUAAAUAAAGUUCACCGGUGUUGAAUCCUA